Stylophora pistillata is the source of this 1592-nucleotide messenger RNA. RefSeq lists its product as uncharacterized. NCBI's taxonomy places the organism in Eukaryota, Metazoa, Cnidaria, Anthozoa, Scleractinia, Pocilloporidae. Gene Ontology annotation, molecular function: zinc ion binding. The record is from RefSeq and is a predicted model, not a curated record.
CACGUUGCCGCCAUCUUGGUUUGGUGAUGCAUCAAAGCGAGGCUGGGCGUGCAUAAUUUGCAAAAUGGCGACUGCCACUAAUGUGUCUCUUUCGGCCUGGUCCAAAUCAUUGAAAAACAUUCCUUUAGUAGACAAUUCCUUCAUAGAAAAGUGGCUGCAGAAGCUAGAUAAAGUCCCAAAGAAAGUUAGAACGCGAGGUUACAGUAAUUUUUGCGAAGGAUAUGUCUUUGAUGUCGAAGUUAAAGUAGAACCUUGUAGUGUGACAGUUCGAGCUAGGAGCUACAGAUCACAACGAAAAAAUGAUGAACCGUGGCGACUGCAGGUUGAAUUAUCAAGAGAAAAACAGUCAGUUCUUUCCCAGAAAUGCAACUGUGAAGGAGGUGCUGGUUUGUGUAACCAUGUGAUUGGUUUAAUGUACCUCAUUGCACACUACCAACUCCUAGAUUUGCAGAGUGUUCCUCCUGCAAUGUCCAAGACUUCAUUGCCUCAGACCUGGCAUGUACCUCAGAGAACUGUUGGGAUCAAACCCAAAGAAAUAGAUGAGGUGGUGCUACAACAAGUGAAAGUUCCACUUUCACUGCCGCAGCCAAAGAAGAGAAUUAGGAGAAUUGAUGGUGUGAGAUCAACCUUGUAUAAUCCCAUCCCAGAUUGUUUUGGAAGCAAAGAUAUAAUAUCCACAUUCAGGGAACAUUUUAAAGAGCAUGAAGAUACACAAGUUAAUUCAAUAUUACGACCAAUGGAAGAUCUCUCUCUUACCUCAUGCAAAUUUGGUGAUGUAGCAACAGGAAGUGUACUAUCAUAUCAGCAAAAGAUAAAGAAAACAAACAAUCCAAAAGUUCAUGUCAAAGUUGAUGGUCCUGAGUUACCCCCCAAUUAUAGUAUGCCUACAAUUGACAGCCUCUACCUGUUUGCGCCAAGUGCUGGAGAGCAAAAUGUAUUAGAGGGUCUGUGUGUCUCAUACAACCAGUCAUAUUUGUAUGAGACAGAGACCAGAGAACAGUGUGAUACAAGCAAGUGGUUUGACCUGAAAGCCAAACGGCUUUCAUCCAGUAAAUUUAAAGAUGUAUGCAGCAGAAAAAAAGACUUUGAGUCCCUUGCAGAAAGACUGUUAAGAAAAACAAAGCAAACAGAGGCAAUGCUUCAUGGCAUAAAUACAGAAGAAGAAGCUGCAAGUGCAUAUGCUGACACUAGAGACUGCAAUGUUUUUCCUUCAGGUAUUGUGAUAAACCCCUCCUGCCCAUAUCUAGCCACUUCCCCAGACAGAAGAGUUUAUGAUCCAAGUGAAGCAGACUCUUGGGGACUACUUGAAAUAAAGUGUCCCAUUAAAGAUUCAAUAACUGACUUAAAUUAUCUUAAAUGUGUGAAUGGGAUUUAUAGACUUAAGAAGACCCACUCCUACUAUUACCAAGUAAUGGGUCAGAUGUUACUUAGUGGGGCCCCAUGGGCUGAUUUUUAUGUUUACUGUAAACAAGAUUAUCACCUGGAACAUAUUGAGUUUGACAAUGAAUUUUGUGCAGAAAUGAAAAGCAAACUUGAUCAUUUCUAUUUUCAAUAUUUACUUCCACAUUUUGUCAAAACUUAACAAAACUUAA